AACUCGAAAUUGAUCAACAGAGAAACUUUCUUCUGAAAAGUCGAUGUGUUGAACCUUUACUUGAACCAAACUUGGCUUUGGACAGUACGAACUGCCAAACUGUGGCGUCAAGAAUAUAAAAGAAACCCGGCUUUCCAAUAACGGCAGCAGAUUCCUCUGUGAUACAGUGGAACUGCUUGACUUGAUCGGAUCGGACAAGAUUUAUGGAUAUGGAAUCAUUAUCAAUUAAUGGUACAAUAUCGGAUUUAAAUACUGCAAACACAUACACCAACGGAAUCAUUGGUACAGGAAGUAUGACAACAAUGAAUGGAGACAUGCAUGCAAACGAGGCCCAUGAAAAACAACAAACUGAAAAUGGAGGAGGACCAACAUAUGCUGAUGCAUUUCCGCCUCUUCCAGCUGCUCCAAAAACUGGGAACUCUGCCAAAACAUCUGCUUGGGGACAAAAAUCCUCAAAUGUGAAACAGUCAGCAGCAAAAAAAGUCGCUAGUAAACCUAUAUUAUCAUCCAAUGCUACUCAGGUAUUCAAGAUUCCAUAUGAAGAAAGGAAGUACAAAAACAUUAUACCACUAUCUGAAGAUUUUCAUAGACAAAGAGAUAACAUUUGUGAUAUUAUGAAAAAAACAAAGACCAACAUUGAAGUCAGUAUCAAUAAAGAUCAAUGUUUGACAGUUAUGAUCACUGGAAAAAGAGAAGAUACAGCAAAGGCCCAACACGAAGUCAUUUCUAAGCUGCAAGUACAUGCCAACAUUGAAAUUAAAAUUCCAAAGGAACACCACCGUUUCAUUCUUGGAAAGGGUGGUAAAAACCUCCACGAGCUGCAGCUGAUGACAAAUACUAAGAUCUCUGUACCGGAUAAGAAUAAUACCAACCCUCUAGAGUCAGACAGAAUUAGCAUUACUGGACCAAAAGAAGGAAUUAGUCGAGCAAGACACGAAAUCAUGUUGAUUUCUGAAGAACAGUCUAAUCGUGCAUUUGAACGACUGAAAGUUCCUCGGAUGUAUCAUAUUUUUAUUUUUGGGCCAAGCCAUGAAAAGCUGGAAGAGUUAACUAGUGAAACUGGUGCUCGUAUCAACAUUCCUCCAGUGAAAUAUGACUCAGAUGAAAUUGCUGUGUCUGGGGAAAAAGAAGGUGUACACAAAGCUGUGAAAAUUAUUAUGGACAUUUACAAGGAAAGAGAAAAACGAUGUAAAACAGUGUCUGUAGAGGUUAAGAAAAGUCAACAUCGAUACGUUGUUGGGCCUAAAGGGACAGGCAUUCAAGACAUAUUUAAUCGCACUGGGGUUUCAGUUGAAAUGCCUCCAACUGACACGGAUGAGACGACAAUCACAUUGAGAGGUGACCAAGACAAACUUGGAAAUGCUUUGACUUUGGUUUAUGAAAGGGCCAACAGUGUUGCCACAAGUGAGCUACAUGCUCCCAGGUGGCUUCGCAGAUUCAUUAUUGGCCGAAAGGGUGAAAAUAUCAAGAAGAUCACAGAUGAUUUGGGUAGUAAAGUUCAUAUCGAUUUUAUUGAGAAUGAGGACAAAAUUCUUAUAACAGGGUCACCAAAUGAGGUGGCAGCAGCUGAAAGUUUGUUGGAGUCAUCACUCAAAGAGUUGAAAAACACAAUGUCAUAUGCGGAUAUUGAAGUUGACCAGCGAUGGCACCGCCACAUCAUUGGAAAAAGUGGAUCUAACAUUGGACGAAUUAAAAACGAAACUGGAACAUCUAUAAACAUACCGCCAGACAAUGAGAAAUCAAAUGUAAUUCGAAUUGAAGGAAGUCCAGAGGGUGUAGCUGCUGCAAAACUUGAGAUUUUAAGCAUGGCUCAGAAAAUGGAUAAUGAAAAAUCACGAGAUAUCAUAAUUGAACAAAAGUAUCACAAGAAUAUUAUUGGCCAAAAGGGGGGAAAAGUACGAGAGAUUCGUGACAAGUUCUCUGAAGUGCUUAUAUCAUUCCCAGAAGCUGAUACAAAAAGUGAAGUUGUAACUUUACGAGGACCUCGCGAAGAUGUUGACAAGUGCUACAACUAUUUGAAGAAACUUGUCUCUGAAUUAGUCACUUCCAGCUACCGUUUAGAAGUGCCUAUCUUCAAACGGUUUCAUGGAAAUAUCAUUGGUAAAAAUGGGGCCAUUAUUAAAGGCAUUAAAGAAGAAACCGGCACAACUAUUGAUAUUCCUGCUGAGAACAGUUCAAGUGAUGUUAUAGUUAUAACAGGCCACAAGGACAAAGUACAUUUGGCUCGUGACAAGAUUUUGAAAAUUCAGGAUAGCUUUGCAAGCAUUGUAAAAUCAGAGGUUAAGAUUCCACAGAAGUUUCACACUUCCUUAAUUGGUCCUGGUGGAAAAUUAAUUCAAAGUAUAACAGCUGAAUGUGGAGAUGUUUACAUCAGAUUUCCUCCUGAGGGUACAAAGAGUGAUAUCAUAACUGUUCGUGGUACAAAAGAAGAUGUUGAGAAAGCAGUGACUCAAUUAAAAAAACUGGAAGAGGAACGACUUGAGAACAACUUUUCUGCUGAGGUGACUGCAAAACCAGAGCAUCACAGAUUCUUGAUUGGACGUGGUGGAAUUAAAAUUCGACAAGUACGAGAAAAGACUGGUGCACGAAUUAUCUUUCCAACAGCUAAGGAUGAAAACCAAGAAAUUAUUACCAUUAUUGGCAAAGAAACGGCUGUUGAAGCAGCUAAAAAAGAGCUUAUGGAUCAAAUCAAGGACUUGAACAAUAUUGUUGAAGACGAAAUUGAUAUCGAUCCAAAAUAUCACAAAAAUUUUGCUGCACGACGCGCACAAAUUUUGAACGAUAUUUCCACUGAAUAUGGUGGUGUUAAGAUCAGUUUACCCAAGGAUCAAAAAUCAAGCAAGAUUUCAGUGACUGGGGCACGAGAUUGCGUAGAAGGUGCAAAACAGCGUAUGUCAGAGUUGGUAACGGAGUGGGAAUCUUUUAUCGAGGUCAAAUGUGCUAUACCUCAAAAACACCACGGUUCGCUGCUGAGUAACAAAGGAAGAGAUAUUCAAGAAUUAAGUGCGAAAUUGAAUGUGCAUAUUAAAUUUCCUGAUCGUCAGCGUAAAGAGGAUAAGCAACAAGCAGAACCAUCUGCUGAGACAGAUGCUGAUAAUUCCAACGAUGUUAUUUCGAUCAGUGGUAAUAAAGAUAAUGUUGAGGAGGCAAAGACUGCUUUACUUGCUCUUGUUCCCAUCUCCGAAGAAAUAAGCGUACCCUUCAGUUUACAUCGAAUGAUAAUUGGUAAAGGUGGUGAAAACAUUCGAAAGUUGAUGGAAAAACACAAAGUGCAUAUUGCUAUUCCCCCAGCUGAUAAAGCCGAAGAAGUCAUAGUAAUAACAGGUCCAGAGAAAUGUGUAGCAAGUGCAAAAAUUGCUAUUGAUGAACUUAUGGAGGGAUCCUUUGAAAUGCUUGUGACUGUACCACACAAGUACCAUUCGAAUAUUAUUGGUCGUGGUGGUGCUGUAAUAACGCAAUUGCGCAAAAAAUUUGACGUUAAAAUUGAUGUGCCUUCAGCAAACAGAGAGCAAACAGCUGGUGAGAGUUCAGACCAGAUUAAGUUGACAGGUUUGGAAAAGAACUGCGAAGCUGCCAAAAACGAAAUUGAAGCGAUGGUCGAAAAGUUUGAACACCAAGUGACCAUCGAAGUGGAGAUUGAUAAUCGUUGCCACGGUCGAAUUAUUGGACAAAGAGGAAAGAGCGUAGGGAAAUUGAUGGAAAGUUUCAGUGUGGACAUUCGUUUUCCUCGUGAUAACCCUAACAAGGACUUAGUACUGAUAACUGGACUCGAAGAUAAUUGCGAACAAUGCAAAGAACACUUGCAAAUGUUAGAAGAAGAAUACAUGGACGAAGUGAUGGAGAGAUUAGAAGAACAGAACAUGCUAGCAUCGUACACUGUCCAACAUCGUCGAAACGACGACACUCGAAACGACAACCCGUUUGGUUUCGUUGUCAAGGAUGCCCCUUGGAAUCAGCAGCAACAACAGAAGCAGCAGGCGAAGGUACCGCAACAACGCCCUCCUUCAGAAUAUGAAGCUGAUGUUGGAAAUACCGCUGACUUCCCUUCAUUAGGUGGCAAGAAUGGAAACAAGCAACAAGGACAACCUUGGGGACCAUGGAGUGCUCAGUAAAACCAACUGCAUGCUGACUUGUUGCAGUUGCUUUGCUGUUUUAAAUUUGUUUUUUUUUUAUUUGCGGAUAUGGAUUUUAUGAAGGGAAUUAUUUAAUUUCGAUGAGGUUGGUUUGGUGACUAUUUUUGCUUUAAAUCUUUUGUGUUUUUAUCAGUGUGUUAAUACACUUACAGAUAUAUAUAUUAUACUCUUUGUUAAAGAUAGAUAACUACCUGAAAUUCUGACGCUUUUUCGCUGAUGAUUUUGGCAAUUUGUGUGUAUAUUUUCCAAUUUUCCCCAAUCGUUAAAAUUAACGUAUGAUAAGGAAAUUUUUAUGGUGUCUUUGUGUUUUACGUGUUUUUAAGAAAAGGGAUUUUUGUAUUUCUAUUGGUAUUUGUCUCACCCAAAAUUUUGUGGGCAUUGACAUUUUCUUAAAGAAUUGAUAUUUUAGUACGAAUUUCAGAUCGUGUCAUUUCAACAUUGUUUGUGUCAAUGAUAAUAUAUGACCAGCUAUGAUGAA
Molecule: messenger RNA, 4611 nt
Organism: Hydractinia symbiolongicarpus
Lineage: Eukaryota; Metazoa; Cnidaria; Hydrozoa; Anthoathecata; Hydractiniidae
Product: vigilin-like
Exons: 16
Coding region: 204-4112 (1302 amino acids)
Cellular component (GO): nucleus; cytoplasm
Molecular function (GO): mRNA binding
Source: RefSeq, a predicted model, not a curated record